Molecule: messenger RNA, 1279 nt
Organism: Danio rerio (zebrafish)
Lineage: Eukaryota; Metazoa; Chordata; Actinopteri; Cypriniformes; Danionidae
Gene: rs1a
Product: retinoschisin 1a
Source: RefSeq, marked provisional
AAAAAUAAACAUCAUGGAGUACAGACUGCAGAACACGUUACUGUUAGCCAUCCUGCUGGUGUCUCAAGGUUUUCUUGGUCUGCAGGCACAAACGGAUGGCGAAAGCAACGAUACAUGGGCUGGAAAAUCCUGCAAAUGUGAUUGCGAUGAUUCCUCCAGCAAGAUGCUUUCCAAGGGUUCAUCAAGUUGGCCACAGGAGAUGGGCUGCAUGCCAGAGUGUCCCUACCAUAAACCUCUGGGUUUUGAGGCAGGAUCUGUGGCUUCAGAUCAGAUCAGCUGCUCUAAUGAAGACCAGUACACAGGCUGGUUCUCCUCCUGGACGCCAAACAGGGCAAGACUAAAUAGCCAAGGAUUUGGAUGUGCCUGGCUGUCCAAGUUCCAGGACACCAGCCAGUGGCUUCAGAUUGACCUGAAGGAGGUGAAAGUGGUUUCUGGUAUCCUGACCCAGGGCCGCUGUGACUCUGAUGAGUGGGUUACCAAGUACACUAUGCAGUACCGCAUUAAUGACAAUCUCAACUGGAUCUACUACAAAGACCAAACUGGAAACAACAGGGUGUUCUAUGGGAACUCUGACCGCUCUUCCACAGUCCAGAACCUGCUGCGUCCACCAAUCGUAGCGCGCUACAUCCGUAUCCUCCCUCUUGGCUGGCACACUCGCAUCGCCAUGCGCUUGGAGCUGCUGCUUUGCAUGAAUAAAUGCACCUGAGCUAGCUAAUAAGCAAAGCCAUUCCUAACUAUUUCCUGUACACCAUCCAUUCAUUUCUAUCACAACAUGCCAAAGUGAAUAUCACUAGCCAAUCUUGUUUUAUGUAUCAUCUGGUAUGGAUUUCAAUCGCUUUUAAUUUUAUUUAUGUGUUUAAUUUAACGUUCUGCGUCUAACUGGUUGAUUAUUUGAUUAUUCACAUAUUUUUCUUCAGUUCAUGGAAAUUAUUGUUAGAUUAUGUCAUGAGUAAAUUACUUCAUGCUUUUUUUUUCAUGUCAUUUUUUUUUUAAAAGUAAAAUAAGUAUUGCUUUGGCAAAUCAGGUUUGUUUACAUCCAAUGCAUGUUGAAGCCAUAAUGUUAAACCAGAUAUUCAAUCCGGGUAUAGAAAUAGGGAGAUCCAUUGGAGUUGAACUCAGUGUUGUGUUACUGUUUUUCUGUUGUGGUUUGUGACUGUUUUUGCUUGUAAUUCCCACUGACCGAUUCCUUUUUAUAUUCAUUAUGAGCCUGUACUGUUAAACUGUGUUUGUGGCUUACCUGAGAAACAACACAAUUGAAUAAAGGAAGUCUUUCUCCGUA